AUGGGUAACACAAACGAAGGCCCCCAAGGCGACGCAACCCUUGAUUCUAGUGACAUGCCUUCGUCAUCACCAGGCAUGUCAGAGGAGGCUGUCAUGCUUCAGAAAAGGCUCAAUGAUGAAUUUCAGGGCAUGGUAGCUGAAAUGAUUGAUACCAAGGAGUUUGAAGCGGAAUCGGAUAUCGAACCGGAAGCCCAAAAGGCACUCGUACGAGCAGCAAACGAAAUUUGCUACACUCGCAAAUACUACGAUAUCUCAAAGGAUGAGAUCAUUUACUUCCCAAGCUUACUCAAAUCUAUCAGAAACAAUUCCCUAUUCGAGUUGGCUGGCAAAUAUUACGAGGACCCUUUUGAAGAGUUCCCGGAAGAAUAUUGCAUGGGAUUACGGAGAGUUUCCUUUGCAAGGAUGGCAAAAGAUGGCCACGACUACGAUGAUAGUGAUGGUGAAGAAGAGCACUUAGAUGAUCAGCUGAUGAUGCGUCUUUCUCAUCCAGUUGCUGCAGUGACGACCACUGCUUCCGAGACGACCACUGCUUCCGAGGAGAAUGAAAAUAAGAACACAGAAUCAUCAUCAUCAUCAUCCCAACCUACCGAAAAGCCAUUGGUUUGGAAGCGGAGUAGUGCCCCGGCAGCUGCAGUGACGAACACCGCUUCCGCAAAGGAGGGCACAUCCGAAAACAGAGCAAUAAGCCCUUUGAUUUGGAAACGAGGUGGUGCUCAGCCAGUGGAUUCUGCAACCACAGCUUCGCCUGCUGCUUUACCUAAAACACCUGAAAGUCCAUUGAUUUGGAAACGAGGCACUGUUCAGCCAGUUGAUUUGGCAACCACAGCUGCUGUACCUAAAACACCAGAAAGUCCUUUGAUUUGGAAACGAGGUACUGUUCAGCCAGUUGAUUUGACCACCACAGCUUCUGCGAAAAAGACGCCAUCAGAGACAACCCCAUUUCAACCAACUGGUCCGACUUUGACAUGGAAGCGGGGUAGUGCCAUAGCCGAUGCUGUCAUCUCGUCUCAAGUUGCUGAUACCUUUACGGUGGAAGAGACGAUGCCAUCCAAGAACCACUCGGUCUCGGAAGAUGAAGUUCAACAGAGAUUGGGAAUGAGACGUCAAGCAAGUUUCCUUCGAAAGGCAUCGAUUCUCGACUCGCUCGAGAAAUUUUACGAGCCGGAUCCCAUGUCCUCGGCCGCAAAAAAGAAAGCUGCAAACAAAGAAAGCGAAAUGCGGCUAGCGAAGAUUGACAAGGAACUAAAGAGUAUGAUCAAGGAAAUGCUGCAAUCGAGGGACUUUCAAGACGAGACUGACAUGGAACCUCUCGCACACAAGGCGCUCGUCAAGGCAGCCAAGGAAAUUUGCUACACUCGCAAGUACUAUGAUGUCUCGACGCACGAAGCCAUUUUCAUUCCUUCUAUUGUGAAAACGAUGAAAGACAACAGUCUAUUUGAAAAGGCAGAUGAAUAUUACGAGGAAGAAUACGAAGAGUUCCCAGAAGAAUAUUCCAUGGCUCUAAGGAAAGUUGCCUUUGCAAGGAUGGCUGCAGAAGGCCUGGAAUAUCAUGACAGUGAUGGCGAGGAGGAAGAAGUGGAGUUUGCUAUGAUGAUGCAACUGUCCCAGCCUGUGGAUCUGCCAGCGUCAAGCACUAGUGCCAGCAAGAAGAAGCAAAGCCAAACGAAGGUUCUAAAGGACACGAGAAUGGACGCCUCGGAAGAAACCUUUGUCUGGACACGGAGCAGCAGACAUUUGGAUGCUGAGGAUGCAGAGGAGAGCAUGGCAGCUGCUAUGAUGGCUGCAGUGCCUGAACAACAGCCGGCGCCGGCGAAAAAACAAGAACCUACGACAAAGAAACCAGCUGUCACGGAAGAAGAAGUGCAGCAGAGACUAGGAAUGCGGCGUCAAGCUAGCUUCCUUCGAAAGGCAGCAAUUCUAGAUUCAAUUGGCAAACAUGAGACAGAAGAAAGCUUGCCUCCCAUUGGUGAAUCCUCGGAUUCUGGAAAGAAGAAGAAAGGACUUCCAUCGAAACUGGUAGACAAGCGAUUAGAUGCGUCUGAAGAAACAUUUGUAUGGACGAGAAGUAGCAGAAAUAUGGAUGCUGAAGCAAGCAUGGCUGCUGCUGUGGCUGCCAUCCCUGAGCAACCUACGAAACCAGCCAGAAAAGAAGAAACCCCUGCAAAGAAACCAGCCUUCACUGAAGAAGAAGUCCAGCAGAGACUGAGCAUGCGGCGCCAAGCAAGCUUCCUUCGUAAAGCGGCGAUCUUGGACUCGAUCGGGAAAAAUGAAGGUGAGGAAAUGGUGUUGCCUUCGAUUGGCGAGUCAUCAACCAAAAAGAAGGCAGCGGGGCCAUCGACACUGGUGGAUAAACGAAUGGACACAUCUGAAGAAACAUUUGUAUGGGCAAGAAGCAGCAGAAGUCUGGAUGAUGCAAGCAUGUUAGCUGCUAUGGCUUCUGCCCCCGAGCAACCGACAAAACCAGCCAGGAAAGAAGAUGCUCCUGUAAAGAAGCCAGCUGUGACCGAAGAAGAAGUUCAACAGAGACUGAGCAUGCGGCGCCAAGCAAGCUUCCUUCGCAAGGCGGCGAUCUUGGACUCGAUCGGGAAAAAUGAAGGUGAGGAAAUGGUGUUGCCUUCGAUUGGCGAGUCAUCAACCAAAAAGAAGGCAGCGCGGCCAUCGACACUGGUGGAUAAACGAAUGGACACAUCUGAAGAAACAUUUGUAUGGGCAAGAAGCAGCAGAAGUCUGGAUGAUGCAAGCAUGUUAGCUGCUGUGGCUUCUGCCCCCGAGCAACCGACGAAACCAGCCAGAAAAGAAGAUGCCCCAGUAAAGAAACCAGCCGUCACUGAAGAAGAAGUCCAGCAAAGAUUGAGCAUGCGACGCCAAGCGAGCUUCCUUCGCAAGGCGGCAAUCUUGGACUCGAUCGGGAAAAAUGAAGGUGAGGAAAUGGUGUUGCCUUCGAUUGGCGAGUCAUCAACCAAAAAGAAGGCAGCGGGGCCAUCGACACUGGUGGAUAAGCGAAUGGCCGCAUCUGAAGAAACCAUUGUCUGGACGAGAAGCAGCAGAAACCUUGGCGCUGAUGCAAACAUUCAGUUCGAAGCUUUUGGUCCAGGACAGCAGCCCGCCUUUACCAAGAAGCAAGAUGCCCCAGUGAAUAAACCAGCUGUGACCGAAGAAGAAGUUCAACAGAGACUGAGUAUGCGGCGCCAAGCGAGCUUCCUUCGUAAGGCGGCAAUCUUGGAUUCGAUCGGGAAAAACGAAGGUGAGAAAAUGGUGUUGCCUUCGAUUGGCGAAUCAUCAACCAAAAAGAAGGCAGCCCGGCCAUCGACAUUGGUGGAUAAGCGAAUGGCCGCAUCUGAAGAAACCAUGGUCUGGACGAGAAGCAACCUGGGUGCUGAUGCAAGCAUUCAAUUCGAAGCGUUUGGACCGGGGCAACAACCUUCUUUUACCAAAGCACAGGAAGCACCGGUAAAAAAAACUGUUGUCACUGAGGAAGAUAUCAAGGAACGAUUGGGUCUUCGACGCCAAGCCAGUACCGUUCGAAAGGCAGCAAUUAUGGAUUCAAUUGGCAAAUGGGAGACCGACGAAGCAUCUUUGCCUGAAGUCCAGAAUGAUGAAGUCACCACCGAGACUGCUGCUUCGGACGAGUCAAGCCCUAGUUCCUCUAAUAAAGGAACUGCACCAGAGGUAAGCACAUCGCCUCUUUCAGAAGCUGCCAAGCGCCAAGACAUGAUUGACACUGAACUGAAUGGAAUAAUUGAAGAAAUGAUGAAAUCUGAUGACUUUGAGGAAGAAGCCGAAAUGGAGAAAGAGUCCUACGAUGCCAUCAUGAAAGCGGCCAAGGAAAUAUGCUACACGAGAAAGUACUACGAUGUCUCGUCGGACAAGAUCAUCUUUUUUCCCAGCCUCACCAAGACAAUUGUCCAGUACGAUCUAUUUGAGAAGGCAUCAGAGUAUUAUUAUGAAGAAGACGAUGAGUUUCCAACAGAGUACACGAUGGGAAUACGCCAAGUCGCUUUUGAUCGCAUAGAAGCGGAAGGAGGCGACGAUGAUGAUGACGAAAUGGACGAUGAUAUGAUGGAGCGUCUGUCGAUGCCAGUGCAGCUGACGGACGACGAACCAGGUGCGUUGAAAGAAGCCGCUGCUACCGCAGAUACAAAGGAAGAUAGCGAGGAUAAUGAGAAGGAGAACGAGAGAGCAUUAGCGAAUGCCGAGGAAUCUGGAGAUGACGAUGGCAACGACCAAGUCAUCGAUCCUACUGAUCAGAUGCGUUCAACCAAACCUCUGUCGGAAGCUGCAAAGCGCCGAGACAUGAUUGAUACUGAAUUGAAUGGAAUGAUUGAAGAAAUGAUGAAGUCUGAAGACUUUGAAGAGGAAGAUGAAAUGGAGAAAGAGUCCUACGAUGCCAUCAUGAAAGCUGCCAAAGAAAUAUGCUACACGAGAAAGUACUACGAUGUCUCGUCGGACAAGAUCAUAUUCUUUCCUAGCCUCACCAAGACAAUUGUCCAAUACGAUCUCUUUGAGAAGGCAACAGAGUAUUAUUAUGAAGAAGGAGACGAGUUUCCAUCAGAGUACACCAUGGGAAUACGCCAAGUUGCUUUUGAUCGAAUAGAAGCCGAUAAAGGCGACGAUGAUGACGACGAAAUUGACGAUGAUAUAAUGGAGCGUCUGUCGAUUCCAGUGCAGCUGACGGAAGAUGAACCAGACUCGCUGAAAGAAGCUGUAACUGCUGCUACCGCAGAUACAAAGCAAGAUAGCGAGGACAGUGGAGAUGAUCAGAAGGAGAACGAGGCAGCAUUAGCGAAUGCCGAGGAAUCUGGAGAUGACGAUGGCAACGACCAAGACAUCGAUCCUACUGAUCAGAAGCGUUCGACCAAGCCUCUGUCGGAGGCUGCAAAGCGCCAAGACAUGAUUGACACUGAACUUAAUGGAAUGAUUGAAGAAAUGAUGAAGUCUGAAGACUUUGAAGAGGAACCCGAAAUGGAGAAAGAGUCCUAUGACGCCAUCAUGAAAGCGGCCAAAGAAAUAUGCUACACGAGAAAGUACUACGAUGUCUCGUCGGACAAGAUCAUCUUUUUUCCCAGCCUCACCAAGACAAUUGUCCAGUACGAUCUAUUUGAGAAGGCAACAGAGUAUUAUUAUGACGAAGGAGAUGAGUUUCCAUCAGAGUACACCAUGGGAAUACGCCAAGUUGCUUUUGAUCGAAUAGAAGCUGAAGGAGGCGACGACGAUGAUGACGAAAUGGACGAUGAUAUGAUGGAGCGAAUGUCAAUGCCAGUGCAGGUGACGGAAGAUGAGCCAGAUGCAUUGCAGGAGGCAGCAGCAGCUGAAGAAGCAAAGGCCGAUGAAGGGGAACCUACCACCGAAUCAGUUGAAGCUACCACAACCGUGUUGCCAGAAGAGGAAGAAGACAAGGAGAACCAAGAAGACAACAUUUGGGACUACGAAUUCAAGGCGGUGGAAUCCCAAUCGACGAGGGCACCUCCCCCACCAAAGUCGACGAGAUCCCUUCCGGAACCACGAUCUCCUUUCACGUUGCUGCCGCCGCGAAAUGCAGUGGAAGUUGGAAAAAAUCUUGCAAAGGCGGCGAUCAGUGUGGUCGUCUUCGUAGUCAUGGACGCAGUGGGCCUCUUUCUCAAAAUGAUUUUCUUCCCCAAUGGCAUGUUCUGA
Cylindrotheca closterium is the source of this 5652-nucleotide messenger RNA. NCBI's taxonomy places the organism in Eukaryota, Bacillariophyta, Bacillariophyceae, Bacillariales, Bacillariaceae. The record is from the annotation of a GenBank genome assembly.